This is a messenger RNA of Haliotis rubra (blacklip abalone), 4623 nucleotides long. Its product is annotated as DNA polymerase subunit gamma-1-like. Gene Ontology annotation, cellular component: gamma DNA polymerase complex; mitochondrion. NCBI's taxonomy places the organism in Eukaryota, Metazoa, Mollusca, Gastropoda, Lepetellida, Haliotidae. Gene Ontology annotation, molecular function: DNA-directed DNA polymerase activity; DNA binding; 3'-5' exonuclease activity. Gene Ontology annotation, biological process: mitochondrial DNA replication. The record is from RefSeq and is a predicted model, not a curated record.
UCGAACAUGUGUUCGGGGAUUUAAAGAUGUUUACAAACAAUCCCUGCGAAUCUGUUGUAGAAGCUGUUAUCUGUACUCAAAUCAUAGCUACUAAAUAUAGAAGCUACGUGACAGCUGUAAUAUUCUCAAGCACCCCGAUUGCUUGCGUUUGCCAAGCUGGAAAAGUAGCAGCAUAACAAUGCAAGCUUUCCCACGGACGACAUGUCACUUAAACACCUGGUGUCGCAGACAAUGGUUUCAUCGCACAGUGAACAAACUCCAAGAUUCAAUACCACAACGUACAAAUCCACUCCAAAUUCAAAUGCUCUCUGAAACUUUACAUAAACAAAUUUUCAAAGAAACAGAAAUUGCCGAAACGUUAAAUAAAACUUUAAAGUCUGUGGAAAAUCAUCUCCAAAAACAUGGUUUAUGGAAUCGUGCCACCACAGUUCUUGAUGAUGUUGAUUUAAAACUACCCCCACUUCAAGGCAACUCCAUCGAUGAACAUUUCUACAAGAUAGCUGAACAGCAAAUAGCUGUGUAUAAGUCUAUGGCGGAGAGCCUAUGCAGCUCAGAAACACCACCACUGCCAGAUGAGUGGGUCUACAGCAAGGGUUGGACAAAGUACCACCCCGACGGAUCUACCACAGCAGUGCCGUACCCAGAAGAAACAGCCAUCGUGUUUGAUAUUGAAUGCUUGAUGACUGAAGGACAGUUUCCUACCAUGGCAACAGCUGUUUCAGAUAAAUACUGGUACUCGUGGGUCAGUGAUUAUGUUGUUGAGGACAAGUAUCGCUGGUCUGACAAGCCGACACUGUCUGACUUAAUUCCGCUGGAGACAAAGCGAGGCUCAAAUGCUCCUCCUGGUGGCAAAUGGCAGAAACGUCUCAUCAUCGGUCACAAUGUGGGUUUUGACAGAUCCUUUGUGAAAGAGCAAUAUUAUACACAGCCCAAACCAAUACGCUUUCUAGACACAAUGUCGAUGCACAUCGCGAUCUGCGGGCUCACCAACUUUCAGCGGAUCCUGUACCAGGCAAGUGGGGGAAGGAGCAUGAGGAAGGAGGUUCUGGAACACAAGGAGAAGCAUCAGAAGUGGCACAGCGACACGAGUGAGGACUGGAAGAGGAUCAGUACCAUGAACAACCUAAAUGACGUGUACCAGCUCCACUGCAAGGCAGGGCCACUGAAGAAAGCCACGAGGGAGGUGUUCAUCGAGGGCACCAUGCAGGAUGUCCGGGAUCAGUUCCAGGAGCUGAUGGUGUACUGUGCCAAUGAUGUGCUGGCUACUCAAGCUGUCUUCCGUAAACUCUGGCCACAGUUCCUACAGAGGUUCCCCCACCCUGUGACACUGGCGGGGAUGUUGGAGAUGGGGACGUCGUACCUGCCGGUUAACACGAACUGGGAAAGAUACAUACAACAGUCGAACACCACGUACUCCGAGAUGCAGCGUGAGCUGAAGAACCUACUGAUGUCCCUGGCCAAUGAUGCCUGUGCCCUUUUGGAGAAUGAUGGUUACAAGGACGACCCGUGGCUGUGGGACUUGGACUGGAGUGUCAGGGACUACAAGCUGAAGAAACUAGCUACCAAGUCUAAACACAAGGAUCUGCUUGAAGAGACUUCAGAUAACCCAGAGGAAGAUGCACCUUUCAAGAAUCCAAAUGGAAUCGACAUGUUGACAGCAAAAGAUUGUAUUAUUCAGUCAGAGGACGAGCAAGAGGAGAGAGAGGAACUGGUUGCCAUGGUGAUGUCCACAGCUGGCAGGGUUCCAAAGAACGAAACCUUCAUGGCUGGGUAUCCAGCCUGGUACCGUGACCUGUGUCCGCGGCCUAAAGCUGAAGACUGGUACCCUGGCCCCUCCCUGAUCAGCACCCAAGUGCGAGUCACCCCCAAGCUGCUCCGCCUCACUUGGGAAGGCUACCCUGUCCACUAUAACGAACAGCACGGAUGGGGUUACUUGGUUCCUGGAGAGACGGAGUCCGAGAUGGACACGGAGUUGGCUAGUCAGGACGAUGAAGAGGACCUCGAGGAGGAGGAAAGAAAGUUUCCCUUACAUUCCCUGCAUGAGUUCCUUGCCUCCACCAAGCCAGAGCUGUACGGACCUGACUACGAGAAGAUCAAGCUGGCAGAGAACCCCCUGGGAAGAGGAUUUGAUGUCAACUCCAUGGAGCCGUCAGAGUUGAGACGACACUGGGCUUUAGUCAAUGAGACCAAGCCUCGCAAGCCUUUCACAGCCUCCCCUGGUGACGGACCGUUUGACAUCGGUUUGACUGGCUGUGUGUUCUACAAGAUACCACAUAAGGAUGGCAACAACAAGCGAGUGGGGAAUCCACUGGCCAAGGACUACCUUCUACGUGUGGAGGAUGGAACACUGCGCACAGCCACCGGAGCAGAUGCAGACCGGGUUUUGUCUCUGGGGAAGAUGUGCUCCUACUGGAAGAACAACCAGCAGAGAAUAGAAGGUCAGAUGGCACUGUGGAUGAAGAAGGGAGAACUUCCCAAAAGCAUCACAAGCCAGGAGGACUACGAGGAAGAUGGCUUGUACGGUGCAGUGGUGCCAAGGAUCGUCCCAGCCGGAACCAUCACACGCAGAGCUGUCGAACAAACAUGGCUGACUGCCAGCAAUGCCUAUCCUGAUCGUAUCGGCAGUGAGUUGAAGGCCAUGGUCCAAGUUCACCCUGGCUACCAUUUUGUUGGAGCAGACGUGGACUCACAGGAACUUUGGAUAGCCUCCAUUAUUGGUGAUGCCACCUUCCAGAAAAUACAUGGCUGCACAGCCCUAGGCUGGAUGACCCUGCAGGGAAACAAGGCCGACAAGACGGACCUCCAUAGUAAGACAGCAGAGACAGUCAGCAUCAGCAGAGACCACGCCAAGGUGAUGAACUACGGACGCAUCUAUGGGGCGGGGCAGAGGUUUGCGGAGAGGCUGCUGGUGCAGUUCAAUCCCCGCCUCACCCCCGAGGAGGCCAAGCAGAAGGCCAAGAAGAUGUACAUGGCCACCAAGGGCAAGAGGAGCCAAUCGGGACUAUGGGUCGGAGGAACUGAGAGUCAUAUGUUCAAUGGCCUUGAGAAGAUAGCAAGAUCGGAAGAACCAUUGACGCCUGUUCUGGGAUGUCGAAUCAGCAGAGCUUUGGAGCCAGAGCAUGUUCUGGACGAUUUCAUGACAAGUCGAGUGAACUGGGUUGUCCAGAGCUCCGCGGUAGAUUAUCUCCACCUGAUGUUGGUCAGCAUGCGCUGGUUGCUGGAGACAUUCUCCAUCAAGGGGCGCUUCUGUAUCAGUAUCCACGACGAGGUCCGCUACUUGGUGAGAAGUGAAGAUCGGUACCGAGCCGCCCUGGCCUUGCAGAUCACCAAUCUAUGGACUCGAUCCAUGUUUGCCUCCAGGCUUGGAAUGAAAGAUCUACCUCAGUCGGUUGCCUUCUUCAGUAGUGUAGACAUUGACACCUGCUUGAGGAAGGAGGUUGUGAUGGACUGUAAGACUCCCUCCAACCCCCACGGUCUGGCCAGGGGCUACGGUAUUCCACAAGGUGCUGCCCUGGAUAUUUAUGAAAUACUCAAGAUAACAAAUGGGACGCUAUGUGCCAAGUCCCAGAAUAAGACAGCACCAAGUGGCACGAAGGAGAACUAAGUUUGUCAAUGUUGGGAUGAUUGAAUCAUCUGUUAAUAAAACCAAAAAUGUCUGUUCAACCUUUCACUAGACACCAGCUCUAUGGUCUUGUCAAUGAAGUGUAUACCCAGAGAGCAUCAUACCAAAGACAUUACAAUAUGAAACUUGUUGUUUCCUUGCCUGGUUCCCUCUCACCUCAUCCAUGUAUAUACAGCAUAUGCUGUUUUAUUAUGUGAUACUUAUCAUAAUAGAAUCAAAAAUGUCAUUUGUGGUUGUGUAUAUGGAAUGAUUUGUUUUUGUUGUUGAUUCAAAAUGCAGCCCAUCAGGAAUCCCGUGAGAAUAUAGUUUUAUCUAUGUUGUCGUAACAGGUGACAUAAUGGAUCCAGGGUCAGGUUUGGUGAUUUGGUUGGUCAUGGCAUCAAUCACUGGACUGUCUGGUUCAGACUCUAGUAUAUACAGAACAUCUUAUUAUUGCUGGAAUAUUGCUGAGUACAGCAUUAAAGAACAAUCAAACAAAGUGAUAUGGAUGUAGACCAAGUGUCAUCCGGACUUCCUCCCUCCCUCCCUCAUCAUGAUCCUGUUUAAAAGGGGCAGUGGGGUAACCAGGCAGUUAAAGCGUCCCAUCGUCACGAGGAAGGCCUGUGUUCGAUAUAAUAUGUGAAGCCCAUUUCUGGCGUUCCCCUUUGAUAUUGCUGGAAUAUUGCUAAAAGUAGCGUAAACCCCAACUCACUCACUCACUGAUUAACUCACUCACCUGUCCAAAAUGGUGCAUAACCAAGUUACUCACUCACUCGCUCACCGAACCUGAUGAAUGGCAUCAGGAAUACAGGGGUAGAGAUUUUUGUUUAUGUCAGAAGAGGUCUUUAAUCUCUAGAAGCAUUUAUUCUUGCAACAAUUUCAGUUCUUUUCUUGUUCAUUACUGAAACAUCAUGUGUGAUUUUGUUUUGUCAUUUUAUGUUAUGGGGCUAUCAUCCAAAAAAGUGCAGAUAAAAUAGAAACAACCAUUUUGUGAAUGUUUGUAGUAAAUAAAACUCAGUAUU